Molecule: messenger RNA, 2988 nt
Organism: Agrilus planipennis (emerald ash borer)
Lineage: Eukaryota; Metazoa; Arthropoda; Insecta; Coleoptera; Buprestidae
Exons: 3
Coding region: 206-2074 (622 amino acids)
Source: RefSeq, a predicted model, not a curated record
UCGUUUCGGACAUUGUAACAGCGUGUAGUGAGGGUUAUUAUUUUUUUUUUUGUAUGGCAUGAAGAGGUGCUAUUACUUAUCAGUGCAAUUUUUGUGACUUUUACUCUAGUGAGAACGCGAGGAGUUGAUAAUCUAAGGAUAACUAGUGCUAGUGAUAAUAAGUAAACUUACUGAUAAUAACAACCACUCACCACCAAGCUUCAUCAUGAUCAAGACUUCUAUUCAACGACCAAUCGCCUCUUUGGUCUUUUUCGCAGUUAUUGUUAUCAAUGGAAUUGUCUGCGAAACACCCCUUACCGAUUCAGCGUCCCUACCGUUGGAACAUCGUGGAGUGUAUGGACCACCGCUUUCCGGGCCUGGUUACGCACCUCCAAAUCUUCUUCAAAACGUCGGGGGUGGCGAUGGUGGUCCUGACGACCCUUGGCCCUUGGCUAACCGAGAUAUGCCUCAAAUUAAACAUCUCCAAGUUCAAUGCGAAAAGACUCACAUGAGAGUCAACAUCGAAUUCGAUAGACCAUUCUAUGGAAUGAUAUUUUCUAAAGGAUUCUACAGUGAUUCCCAUUGUGUUCAUCUGAAACCUGGAACCGGACAUCUCAGUGCUACCUUCGAAAUAUUCCUGAAUAGUUGUGGCAUGUCAUCUUCAGCAAAUCACAACGCCGCAAGUUAUGGUGGGCCGACUCCUAGUGGAAGUUAUGUGGAAAAUACGAUUAUAAUACAGUACGACCCUUAUGUUCAAGAAGUUUGGGAUCAAGCCCGAAAAUUGAGGUGCACCUGGUACGACUAUUAUGAGAAAGCAGUUACUUUCCGACCCUUCCAAGUAGACAUGCUGCACGCUGUUACAGCUAAUUUCUUAGGAGAUAAUCUUCAAUGCUGGAUGCAAAUACAAGUAGGGAAAGGGCCGUGGGCAUCCGAAGUAUCGGGAAUUGUGAAAAUCGGUCAAACCAUGACCAUGGUUUUAGCUAUCAAAGAUGACGAAAAUAAAUUCGACAUGUUGGUUCGCAAUUGUGUUGCUCAUGAUGGUAAACGAGCACCCAUCCAACUGGUUGACCAAUACGGUUGUGUCGUAAGACCAAAGAUCAUGAGCAAAUUCCAGAAAAUUAAAAACUUCGGACCAUCAGCUUCUGUAGUGUCGUUCGCAUAUUUCCAAGCCUUCAAAUUCCCCGAUUCCAUGAAUGUUCACUUCCAGUGUGUUAUCCAAGUGUGUCGUUACAAUUGUCCUGAACCAAAAUGUGCAGGCCACGGUCUCGGAUUAUUAGGAGACUAUGGAGCUCCUGCACUAGGAAACGCUUUAGGAGCAGGCGAUUUCGGGGGUCACGGAGACUAUGGACCGCCACAACUUCCAGAAUACGGCGUUCCACCAGCAUAUCCUGACCCUCGUCAUCCUUCUGGACCUGCUGGAGCAUAUUCUGAAACCAAGGAGAACAUCGUUCCAGCACCGCAAGCUCAAACUGCAUCAUCCUCUACUUCGGACCCCUCGAGUCCUUCUUCCCCAGCACCUCAAACGCCAUCUCAAUCCAGCAACGAUAUUCAUUUGCCCCCUCCACCUCCUCCAGGACACCAUGGACCAUACAGCACGAUGAAGAGGAAAAAUGGAAUUGCUGACGAAUUAGAAGGAAACUUAGCAACCCUCGGAGGUCGGCCCAGAUCUGUUGGAAAUCUACCAGAAGGUUUACAAGGGGCCAGAAGGAAGAGAAGUCCUGAAGUAAUGACUAUUGUCGUCAGUCACGUAUACAAGAGAGAAGCAGGACAAGAAAUGACUGACGUGAAUACAAGCAGGACGAUUCAAGUAGUCGCACCAGGAGACGUAAACUUUGCUUUGAAUGCCGCUUCAAGUAACGAAACCGUUGUGAUCCAAUCGGCAUCUUCGGCGGAUCCAGAAACAAUUUGUAUGUCAGUUCCUAGCUUCGUAGCCGGUCUGGUUAUGCUGUUGUUAGUCCUGAUAGUGGCUAGUUUAGUGGCAGCUUUCUUAUUUGUUCGAGUACGCGCCAUCGAUAGGAAGGGCGUCGCAUCGGCAUUUGUUGGUGCCCAUCAUGGAUACGACAAUUCGGAAUUUGUUAAAGUUGCUAAUUCGUAAUCGCCAGUUUUUGAAACCUUCUUAUCCAAAGAUUUAGGACUCUUAUGAGCCUAGAGAAAUUUUCUUUAUAUUCGUUCCACUCCCCUUAAUUUAUUAACUAACCAUUCAAGAACAUAAUCAGUGAUUGCUACAUAACUAACAUUUAUUUAUUUAUAAAAACAAACUUAUUUAUUUUAUUUAAAUACGUACACUACUUGUGAAAUGGCAGAGAAGCUGCGUUGUUAAGAGAAGAAAACAAUCAUGUAAAUUGGUAGAUUUUUAUUUUUUUUUUAAUUUUGUUAUUAUUAACGAUACGUUGGAUUGGAGCGCUUCCUGCCGCUCUACCAUCUACUUAGAAAGAGAAAAAACUACCACCCAACGCAGGAACUAGUCUGUAACUAAUAUUUAGUUCACUUGUAUAUAAGUGUUUGAGAUAACUGAAUAAAUUAUAAUGAAUUUCUUUCUUUAUUUACACGAAACACUGUUUAUGAAACACAAUUAAUGUUACAGUUAUAAAUUAGUACAAACGUACGAGCACGUCCUAAAAGUAUCCCAUCUAAUUAACACAUGGAUAUUUAUACUGCUGAUAAUCACGCUGCUCUGUUUGUGGACUACUUUACAGCAGAAUCUUUUUUUUUUUUUUGAGUCUCAACCAGGUCGGUUAUUUGUUUGGAACAUGUCGACAUUUCGUUCUGAUUAAAAGAAAUCCUUGGGGAACUAUCGACAUCGGUAAUUUCCAAAUUCUACGAAUAACAACCUAAAUACGUAUUUACUUAUAAAAAAGUCAAUCACUUCUUACAAAAAUUGGAGAAAAUGACUUAUCAGUAAGAAAAACAUGUUGGAAAAAUUAGCCUGGAACUAUUUAACAAUAAACAAUCAAAAAUCGAUCAUCUGAAGACACUAGUUGUAAUAAAAUUGCAGUAUUGUUACCUUUA